CAAGGUUGCCCUUUGUUCAUUUCGCACCAAAGAAAGCAAGCAACAUAAACCUAGCAAGAGACUAAUCGUGCAUUUCUCAAACCCUCGCUUUACGCUGACCGAAGACACCCAGCUCACGGCCUUUGCGCAGAAUCUUCAAUCCAGUCCACAAGCCAACUCACAUUGAACAGCAGACCGAUAAUGAUGGAUUACGACCUCAAUCCGGAAGUGUUUCAGUACACUCAGUUGCCUGACGAUGACGGUCUUCCAUACAAAAGUCAAAUCGCAGAGCUUGCUCUCAAAUUCAGAAACGAGCACCCCGACCCUUCCUUCGACCACAUGCGUGGCAGAUGGCGGGUCACACGCGAGAGACACAACUGGGGCAGCAAUGCCGUCUACAGCGUUACCUGGGAAGACGGGAUCUGGGCGGUUCUAGUGCCCCUGGAAAUCGGACUCGAUGAGGACGGAAACCGGCUGGCAACAAGUGAGCAUGACCUGCAGCGGCAUCUCGAAUCCACCGCCAAGCUGAUGGAGUAUCUCAACUCCCACACCACAAUCCCCAUUCCAAAGGUAUUAACAUGGAACACCGGGCCCGGCAUUCCCUACAUCCUCACUGAAUACCCUCAAGGACGGAGCGCGAUAGAUCUGUGGUACGAGACGGCAUGCAAAGCCGCACAUGGAUUCAACACCAUCGAGAAUGAUACAAAACGAUACAAGCUGCUUUGAAGCUUAGCAGGUCACAUCCG
Messenger RNA from Canariomyces notabilis, 725 nucleotides. RefSeq lists its product as uncharacterized. The transcript has a single exon. The record is from RefSeq and is a predicted model, not a curated record. The coding region runs from base 181 to 705 and encodes 174 amino acids. Lineage: Eukaryota; Fungi; Ascomycota; Sordariomycetes; Sordariales; Chaetomiaceae.